Loxodonta africana (African savanna elephant) is the source of this 471-nucleotide messenger RNA. It is a transcript of the gene RPL39, whose product is annotated as ribosomal protein L39. NCBI's taxonomy places the organism in Eukaryota, Metazoa, Chordata, Mammalia, Proboscidea, Elephantidae. Gene Ontology annotation, biological process: translation. Gene Ontology annotation, cellular component: cytosolic large ribosomal subunit; ribosome. Bases 122 to 277 code for a protein of 51 amino acids. Gene Ontology annotation, molecular function: structural constituent of ribosome. The transcript has 3 exons. The record is from RefSeq and is a predicted model, not a curated record.
GUGAUGUCACUUCCCAAACCCCGCCUCCGGCUGCGCCUUCUAAAACGUAAUUCCGUACGAUUCGUUCUCUUUUGGUUUUUCUCUGCCGUUGUGGUGUGUGCGGCCGCCGGCCUUCCUCGCCAUGUCUUCUCAUAAGACUUUCAGGAUCAAGAGAUUCCUGGCCAAGAAACAAAAGCAGAAUCGCCCCAUUCCCCAAUGGAUUCGAAUGAAAACUGGUAAUAAAAUCAGGUACAACUCCAAGAGGAGACAUUGGAGAAGAACCAAGCUGGGCCUGUAAGGAGUCGCACAUGUGAUGGAACACGGCCUUCCCCCUGGCAGCCUGGUAGCAUUUUAGCGAAUCAAGUUGGAAAUUGCCCUGUGAUCUAUACCAUUCAAACAUGAGUCAGAAAAUUGUGGUUUAUUCCUUUUUUUUUAUGUUUCUGCAUUAAGUGAUUAAGCAUGCUAAUAAAUAUGUGAGACAUUUCAUUUGAA